AUUUGACGCACUGAGCAUGUCUGAAAACUAACUAAGGUUUCCGCAGAGAGAUGGUAUUAAAUUCGAUGUUGAAUGCUUAUAAUUAAGUCUAUCGAAACUGCAGAUUUAACAACAUGGCUUUUGCAAGAUCACUUUCGUCAAUUUCUGACGAACCUCAAAAAUUUGCCAUUGCUGUAGAAAACAAUGAUGCUACAAUCAUAAGCAAGACCAUAAUGACUCGGAAUGGACACAGAGCCGCCCUUGGUGACAUCGGCAACAAGGUUUCAAAGAUGACAAUCGACCCAGGCAAGCAGGUGGUGAAGAAAGAAAUGGUCCAGCCUUUCACACGCUUACAAAAGUCGAAGAUUAAAUUAUCAGCACGGACAGUUGACAGGGAAGAAACGGCAGUGGUGGUUGAACUUGUGCCGUCCGUCGAUGUCAUCCAAGUGGCCGACCCCAUGGACAUCAGCGUUGACAAGUCUGACGCUUUCUCUAAAGCUCUAUUGACGGUGGAAAAUAUAGACUCUGAAGACAAAGACAAUCCUCACCUGGUCACUGAUUACGUCAAUGAUAUCUACCACUACAUGAGGAAGCUGGAGGUGAAGUAUGAAGUGAAGCCAAACUAUCUAGACACGUCUGAAAUCACCGGUAAAAUGAGAUCCAUAUUGAUUGACUGGCUGUGUCAAGUUCAUCAUCGAUUCAAUCUUCUCCUAGAAACGUUGUACCUCACAGUUGCCACAAUAGACAGAUAUUUGCAGAUUUGCCCUGUAACGAGAAGCAAACUUCAGUUAGUUGGUGUGACAUCGAUGUUGGUGGCAUCAAAAUAUGAAGAAAUGUACGCUCCAGAAGUUGCAGACUUUGUGUAUAUAACGGACAAUGCUUACACUAAGACGGAUAUUAAAGACAUGGAAAGAGACAUUCUGAGAAAGUUGGAUUUCAGUUUGGGAAAACCUGUAUGCUUACAGUUUCUUAGGAGGAAUUCAAAAGCAGGCAAAGUCGACACCAGGAAACACACGUUAGCAAAAUAUUUAAUGGAGCUGACAAUCACAGAAUACGACAUGGUGCAAUAUCUUCCUUCCGAAAUAGCAGCUGCAGCUCUGUGUCUCUCCAUACGACUGAUGGAUGAUUCCAAAUGGACAACUACCCUAGCUCACUAUAGUGCAUACACAGAAAAAGAUCUCCAGCCACUGGUGCAGAAACUGGCCCAGAUAGUACAGAAAGCAGAAUCCAGCAAACUAACGGCUGUAAGAACCAAAUUUUCCAGUUCAAAGUUCAUGAAAAUCAGUCAGAUUCCUCAGUUGAAAAGACCUUUGCUUCAGCAAAUAGCAAAUGGAGGUGUACCAUCAUCCUAGCAACUUCCAGACAGACAUUGGCUGCAGGCUGUGAUAGACAAAGACAUUAUCCAAUGAAAUGCAUGUUUGUGUGUCCCGUCAGUCUGAUGAAUGAAUAAGACUAGAAAGGAUUUUUAUUUAACAAACAAAAAUAAUGGACUCAGAAAUCGCUGUAGAAUUACAAUUGUUAGUUUUUAUUUAUCUUUUUUUAGACUUUUUAUAUACAUCCAUAAAGUUGACACCUUGAUAAGAACAUUUGUUCCUCACCAGACUGACUGUAUGAAUGAUCCACUUUAUUUUUAAUUAUCAUCUUUUUUAAGUUAUUGUCAAUGCCAUUAUCUCCUACAGAUAUGGAAGAAUCAUGUCGCCCAUUCUUAAACAUUUUAUAACCCAUGUUUUAACCAUGUAGACAUUGUAAAAUUUGUAAAUAAAUGUUUAAUAAUA
Messenger RNA from Gigantopelta aegis, 1754 nucleotides. Its product is annotated as G2/mitotic-specific cyclin-B-like. NCBI's taxonomy places the organism in Eukaryota, Metazoa, Mollusca, Gastropoda, Neomphalida, Peltospiridae. The coding region runs from base 114 to 1331 and encodes 405 amino acids. Gene Ontology annotation, cellular component: cytoplasm; cyclin-dependent protein kinase holoenzyme complex; nucleus. The transcript has 8 exons. Gene Ontology annotation, biological process: regulation of cyclin-dependent protein serine/threonine kinase activity; mitotic cell cycle phase transition. Gene Ontology annotation, molecular function: cyclin-dependent protein serine/threonine kinase regulator activity. The record is from RefSeq and is a predicted model, not a curated record.